Danio rerio (zebrafish) is the source of this 3926-nucleotide messenger RNA. The record is from RefSeq and is a predicted model, not a curated record. Lineage: Eukaryota; Metazoa; Chordata; Actinopteri; Cypriniformes; Danionidae.
GAGAUGAGGUGGGCGUGUCUUCCUCGCCACUGCUGCAUCAGUGAAUGACAUGAGGAUGUGAGAGAACAGCGGGCUGGGCAUAUGAUUUCAAAGCCUUUCUCGAGCGGACUGAUAAAUAUAUGGACCAUGAGGAAUAUAAGGACUGACUGAGGGAACGGUCUGUGCUUGAGCCCGAGUCUUCCUCCACUCUCAGUGAUGGACUAAACCAGAGCAGUGUGUGUGUGUGUGUGUGUGUGUGAGAGUGUGUAUGUGUGUGUGUCAGGAGCAUGACUGUGAGGCAGUUGCUGCUCAACUCCCAUUGAGAACACAAAAAAUGCGAGUGUGAAGCUGCAGGUCAGGCAGCACAGCCACAUGAUCCCAUGACUCUGGACAUGGACGCGGUCCUGUCAGACUUUGUUCGGUCCACAGGGGCAGAACCGGGUCUGGCACGAGACCUGCUGGAAGGUAAAAACUGGGACCUGAGCGCGGCUCUGAACGACUAUGAGCAGCUCCGGCAGGUUCACACCGCCAACCUGCCGCACGUCUUCAAUGAGGGCCGAUACUACAAGCAGACGGAGCGCAGCAGCAGCAGCAGCACACCACAGCACAGCAGCCGGCCAGAGCAGAAACAGCCAGAGGACAACACACAGGAGAAGCGUCUGUCCCGGGGCAUCUCUCACGCCAGCUCUGCCAUCAUGUCUCUGGCGCGGCUGCAGGUUUCGGGAGACUGCGCCAGAGAGCAGUUUCCCCUGGAGAUGCCCAUCUACACCUUCCAGCUGCCCGACCUGAGCGUCUACAGCGAAGACUUCCGCAGCUUCAUCGAGCGCGACCUGAUCGAGCAGUCCACCAUGAUGGCUCUGGAGCAGGCCGGUCGUCUGAACUGGUGGUCCACCAUGUGCACCAGCUGUAAGAAGCUUCUACCGUUGGCCACGACAGGAGAUGGGAACUGCCUUCUGCACGCCGCUUCUUUAGGAAUGUGGGGCUUUCAUGACCGGGAUCUGGUGCUGAGGAAGAGUCUCUACGCCAUGAUGAAGAGCGGAGCGGAGAGAGAGGCUCUGAAGAGGAGGUGGAGGUGGCAGCAGACUCAGCAGAACAAAGAGUCGGGUCUGGUGUACACGGAGGAGGAAUGGGAGAGAGAGUGGAACGAGCUGCUAAAACUGGCCUCCAGCGAGCCCCGCACACACUUCAGCAAGAACGGCAACUCCAGCGGAGGGGUGGAUAACUCUGAAGACCCGGUGUAUGAGAGUCUGGAGGAGUUCCAUGUGUUUGUUCUGGCUCAUGUCUUGCGGAGGCCGAUCGUGGUGAUCGCGGACACAAUGCUCAGAGACUCCGGCGGAGAAGCAUUUGCACCCAUCCCGUUCGGAGGUCUGUAUCUGCCGCUGGAGGUUCCUCCAAACCGCUGCCACUGUUCCCCGCUGGUGCUCGCUUACGACCAGGCGCACUUUUCUGCCCUCGUGUCCAUGGAGCAGAGAGACCAGCAGAGAGAGCAAGCUGUCAUCCCACUGACCGACUCGGAGCACAAGCUGCUGGCGUUGCAUUUUGCGGUGGACCCUGGGAGGGACUGGGAGUGGGGGAGGGAUGACAAUGACAAUGCUAAGCUGGCAAAUCUUAUUCUAUCACUGGAAGCUAAACUGAACCUUCUGCACAACUACAUGAAUGUAACAUGGAUUCGAAUUCCUUCUGAGACCAGGGCUCCCUUGGCUCAGCCAGAGUCGCCCACUGCCUCUGCAGGUGAAGAUGUACAAUCUCUGGCAGAAUCCAUGGACUCAGACCGGGAGUCUGUUUGCAGUAACUCCAACAUAAAUAAUGGCAAGACAAGUAAGGAUAAGGACAAGGACAAGCAACGCAAGGAUAAAGACAAAACACGCACAGACUCUGUGGCCAACAAACUGGGUAGCUUCAGCAAGACUCUGGGUAUUAAACUUAAGAAGAAUAUGGGUGGCCUUGGAGGACUUGUCCAUGGGAAGAUCAGCAAGUCCAACUCAACCAAUGGAAGGACGGUGGAGAACGGAGAGCAGAAAUCCAAGAAAAAGGACUCGAAAACACGAAAAGGAAGCAAAGAGGAGUCAGGCCAGUCGGCCAGCACGUCCUCCUCAGAGAAGGCAACCAGUCCCUCUCCCACAGACCGUGCUUCUGGGAGCUCACCUGUUGAGAGACCACCAGGAUCGGGCAAAAACUCUGUAGAUCGGACUCUUGACAACUGGAAGUACAGCACAGAUGUCAAACUCAGCUUGAAUAUCCUCCGGGCAGCCAUGCAGGGUGAGCGCAAGUUCAUCUUUGCUGGUUUGCUGCUCACAAGCCACCGGCACCAGUUUCAUGAAGAGAUGAUCAGCUUCUACCUGAGCAGUGCCCAAGAACGCUUCAGUGCCGAACAGGAACAGAAAAGAAAGGCUGAGACUGAGAAGAAGCCUCAGACUAACGGCGUGGCACUGAAGAAGCCCGAGCAGGAGAGUGUUUUCCAACGAGAGUGUUCAGAUAGCUCUCCGCCUGAAAGCUGCUCACCGGUGUUGCACCCUAGCCAUAAUCCUUCCCUUGGAUCUGUGAAGGUCCAAGAAAGGGGAAGCCCAAAGCUUGCUGCUUCCCCCAUCCCUAUACCAAUCACAGCCUCCAUCCCAGGAUCCUCCAUGUCCCCGGUCCCCUUUUCCUCCCCCAGUAAUGGUGCUAAGAGACCCGGACCAGUCCCUGUUUCAGCUCACUAUAGCCAUACGCCACCAAUCCAGAGGCACAGUGUCAUCCACCUCAGAGAUGUCAACGUGCAGUCAUCAAGCUACAAAGAUGAGUCCUACAAGCCAACGGUGGGCACACUCAAAACUUGUGCCACCUACCCACAGCAAAACCGCUCACUGUCCUCUCAGAGCUACAGCCCAGCCCGCAUGUCUGGCAUCCGCACAGUCAAUGCCGUGGAUACCCUCUCGUACAACAUGCCUGGGGAACACAAGUCCCACACUUACACCAACGGCUUCAACGCUGGCGACAUUCGGGACUGUUUAGAGUUUGCAGAUGAGGAUCCCGCGCCCCAUGCCUGGUUGGGGCAGGACAAAAUCAAAGGGCAGAGUGGUGUUUGCCCAAUGUACUGUUUUCAGCAGAAACGCUGCAGGAGGGAGAACUGCACCUUCUACGGCAGACCCGAGACGGAGAACUUCUGCUCUUAUUGUUAUAGAGAGGAGCUGAAACGCAGGGAACGAGAGUUGAAGGUGCAUCGACCUGGAUAGCCCUGCAAGCCCACACACAUAUAUAUCCACCUCGGAUGUGUGUGGAAAAAAACAACAACAACAGCAGCAACACCACCACCUUUUUUGCACUUUGCAAGUGAUACAAAGAACUGGCAUAACAUUUUCCUACUAUAUUUAAGAUCGGCCUCCUUGUAUUCUUGUUACUUUACUCUCAAUAGCGAACGAACACUGCUUUACGAUGACAGGAAGUGCAACCAGAAUCAGUUUACAGCUUUGGCCAGAGAUUGUGUUAUUGUUUGUCCUACGUCCGAUUGAAUUCAACCUUUUACUUGUUCUAGAGUAAAAGCUCUCGUAUUUUGCUCAGUCCGUGUUGUAAACCUUGUACCUUCGGAAAGAGGUGUAAAAGCAUAUGUCAGUCUCUAACGGGAGCUUCCCGAAUCAUGGAAGGGGAAAACUCUUGUUUUUGAGAUCAUUAUAACGCAAUACUUCACAGCAUAGCUCUUUGGAAUCGUAACGUUGAAUAACAUCAGUUUUUGCUGUGCGUUGCAAAUAAUUACCAAGGGAGGGAGAUGCACUGUUCAGCACGUGGAUUUUUUUGAAAGCAAUAAGUUUGGUAACAACCGCCACCCCUCCCCCCUUUUAUCUAUGCAUUCAUGACGUCAGCCAUAUUCUACUCUUUCCCCAUAUGAUUCUAAAGGGAAACUGAUAUGAUUAGUCUGCUGUACAGGGAUUAUUAUGGUGGAAAAAUAUUCAAUAUAUGGCAUAUCAAAGAUU